Molecule: messenger RNA, 300 nt
Organism: Phytophthora nicotianae INRA-310
Lineage: Eukaryota; Oomycota; Peronosporomycetes; Peronosporales; Peronosporaceae
Exons: 3
Coding region: 1-300 (99 amino acids)
Source: RefSeq, a predicted model, not a curated record
AUGAAGCCUCAUCUAUCACUGAAGUAUUUCGUCCGCUCUAUAGAAGGAGAUGGCCAGGGAAAGGAGGUGGAGAUCCCCAAGGAAAUGGUGCUCGCCAUGCGGCGGAACUUGUGCAGUGCCGUGGACUGCAAGAACAACAAUGUCAUUGUCGCUAAUGACGAGAUCAUGUGCUUCCUGAUCGUGACGGUGAGCUCGCGCUCCAAGUACCAAGCGUUCACGAUUUCCACGAGCAAGACGGACUGUGGGCUGAUUUACAACUUCAUUGGACCGGUCAUCUACGUCCGUGCUCUCCUGGCUUAA